AUGUCUGCCGCCCGACAGUUCACCCGCACCGCCUCGCGCGUCUCCGCGCAGCUCCGCGUCCCUGCCCAGCGCCGCUUUGCCAGCACCGCCGAGAACGAGUUCAUCAAGGAGCGCCAGCACAUCAAGGAGCACGCCAAGGGCACCACUGAGCUCUGGAAGAAGAUCUCCAUCUUCGGCGUCAUCCCCGCCCUCGCCCUGUCCGGUGCCAACGCCUACUGGCUCUGGAACGAGCACUGGGACCACUGGAACCACAUGCCUCCUCUGGAGGAGCGCACCGAGUACCCCUACCAGAACAUCCGCUCCAAGAACUACCAGUGGGGUGAUGGCGACAAGACUCUCUUCUGGAACGAGAGCGUCAACUACCACAACAAGGACAAGGUCGCCUAA
This is a messenger RNA of Fusarium keratoplasticum, 387 nucleotides long. RefSeq names its product Cytochrome c oxidase subunit. The record is from RefSeq and is a predicted model, not a curated record. NCBI's taxonomy places the organism in Eukaryota, Fungi, Ascomycota, Sordariomycetes, Hypocreales, Nectriaceae. The coding region runs from base 1 to 387 and encodes 128 amino acids. Gene Ontology annotation, cellular component: mitochondrial inner membrane. Gene Ontology annotation, biological process: mitochondrial electron transport, cytochrome c to oxygen. The transcript has 5 exons. Gene Ontology annotation, molecular function: enzyme regulator activity.